AUGCAGGUAUUAUUUUACAUUAAACUCUCUGCUGUAAUAAAUGAAAAUGAAUCGUUUGUUGUACCACACUUUCUACCAUAUUUUGGCCAUUUAUUUCAAUAUAUGCGUGAUCCAUUAAAAUUUUUAUUAUCUUGUCGUCAACGUUACGGUUCAACAUUUACAUUAAAAGUAAUGGGACAACGUACAACAUUUGUCAUGGAUCCAAGAAAUUGGAAUGCAAUUAUCAAAAACUCUAAUUUAAGCUUUCCUGGAACUGAAUUAGCAACAAGGGCGUUUGGUAUUACUCCCGAUGCAUUAGGUCAUGAUGAAAUCGAUGUUCAAAUGCGCAAAGAUUAUCCAAAAGGUUUACAGAACGAUAGUUUAAAAGAAUUAAUCGCGCAUUUUGUUCAAAAUAUUCGUGAAGAAAUGAUAAAAGACAAACAAGAAUUGAAAAAUACUAUAAAAACAUGUGGCUUACUCGAUUUAUGUCAUUUGAUGAUAUUUGUUCCAUCUAUUCGUACAAUAUAUGGUGAAAUUGAUGUUCAUUCUUAUGAGAAAUCAUUUGAAAAAUUUAAUUCAAAUAUUCAGUUAUUAUUCAUUAAUGUUCCAUCGUUUAUAAAAUCAACAUUUUUUCAAAAAACAUUGAAUGCACGAGAUUAUUUAAUUCAGCAACUAUCAAAUAUUGAACAUGUUCAAAAUCAAAGUCGAAUGACAAAAAUGAGAACAGACUUGAUGAAAAUGUAUCCGCAAUAUUUUUCAUCAUCCGACAUUGGAGGUAAUCAUUUAGCAUUUUUAUGGGCAAGUGUUGGAAAUACCAUUCCAGCAGCAUUUUGGACAUUGUUUCAUAUUUUACGUGAUUGUCGUGCAUUAGAACAAUUACAAGAAGAAGUUAGAGAAAAUUUACCGGUUUUAAAGUUAGAUGAAAAUAUUGAAUUUGAUGAAAACUCGUGGACUGUUGAAAAAUUAGCCAAAUGUGUUCUGUUGGAAAGUGCAGUUAAUGAAACAUUACGAAUGUAUGGUGCGCCGAUGAUGCUACGAACUUGUUCGUCGAAUACACAAAUUCAAACCUAUGAUGGAAAAACAUUGAGUAUUAGAAAAAAUGAUCGAAUCAGUUUAUUUCCGGCUGCUUCACAUUACGAUGAACGUCUGUUCCAUGAACCAUUUAUCUAUAAAUUUGAUCGAUUUUUAAACAAUACAAUUAUAAAUAAUUUGGAGCUUGAUAGGCAAAAAGUACCAAUUGCCUAUAUGCCAUUUGGUACAGGAAAAACAAUGUGCCCUGGAAAAUAUUUUGCCAAAAAUGAAAUUAAAAUUUGUUUAGCGUUAAUUUUUCAACAAAUAGAGUAUAAAUUUAUCGAUGAAACAACACCAAAAACACGAGCAGAUAGAGUUGGGUUCGGUGUAGCGCCGCCAUCAAAGGAUGUACAAAUUCAAUAUUGGUAUCAAUAA
Messenger RNA from Didymodactylos carnosus, 1425 nucleotides. The record is from the annotation of a GenBank genome assembly. Lineage: Eukaryota; Metazoa; Rotifera; Eurotatoria; Philodinida; Philodinidae.